This is a messenger RNA of Zootoca vivipara (common lizard), 3083 nucleotides long. The record is from RefSeq and is a predicted model, not a curated record. Lineage: Eukaryota; Metazoa; Chordata; Lepidosauria; Squamata; Lacertidae.
GUCCUCCCCCCAUCCACGAAUAGCCUCCCCCCCAUCCGCAGUCCCGCCUCCGCCCUCUGAGGAAGGACCGCUUGCUCCCGCGCACCCACUUCCCAGGGAGGGGGCUGCCAGGUCCAGCACCCGAGGGGGCUCCGUGUCUUUAUUAGGCUGCGCGCCCUGGCCUGCUCGUUGGGGACCCGGGGUCCGCCGGACUGGCCGAGGCCUGCCUCCGAGGGAGAAGCGGGCAUCGGAUCGCCCUGCAAGACUCCUUACAACCCUCGGCAUUCUUGCCAGGUUGUACCUCUUCCCUACGGGGAAGAGUGAAGCCGCCUCACGCAGAGCAGCCAGCUUUGCGGGAUGCUUAAAAAGCACGAAAGAGCUCUCAGAGGUAGGAGGCUGGUCGCCUUAGAGAGGCAUGAGGAGGUGCCCCCCACCUUCCCUUCCCUAAUUCGGUGCACGUGUGUAUGGGAGGGAGAUGUGCUCUUUGCACUCUGCUCUGUGUGGCUAGCUCUGUGCCUUCAGUAAGUAGUAGCGUCCACUCUUCUUCUCGUCACCAAUUCCCUUAGUUAAGGAAUGGUCCAUUAGUGGUAGAGUACACAGUUGUCAUUCCGAAGGUCUCCGGUCCAACCCCCUGCAUCUCUAAAAGUUCCCCAGGCUGCCAAGACUAAAAGUUCUGUCCAUCAGAGGAGAGAAGUAUUUGCUGUGCUGGACUGUUUCUUUCCAUCCUUUUCCCCGAGUCCCCAUGUGACAUCCUGCUCCUGAGAAACUGCCAUUUCCAAUUCUGAGGUUAAGAGGCUUUCCACGGAGGACUUCCCUGAAGCUUGCACCCUGUUUUUCACCAGUUAGAUCGUGAUGCUAUCCUUUCUCCAUUUUCAGUGCCUUGCAUUCAUGGAAUUUCACAUUCAGAGGAAUCAGCAUAUUGGAAUAGGCAAACUGAAUAGCAUUUACCCUCAGUUUAAAUAUCAGAUGCAGCUGCAGGGAAGAGCAAUUGGAAAAAAUAACAGGUCACAAGGCCACUAGUUCCAACAGCGGCCCAGUCCUGGCGCUGGGUUUGUUGUUACCCGGCCCCACCCGGGCAGUCAUGAACGGGAGCGCAGUGCCCCUGUCGCCAACCGGGGGAGGGAUGGUGGGGGAACCUGCCUCUCUUCCCUCUCCGGGUUGGCGGGAAUUCUGCGAGGCGCACGCUCGCGCUGCCGCGGUGGACUUUGCCCGCCGCUUUCGGGCCUUCCUGGGUGAGAACCCCCAGUUUGCCACGCCAGGAGCUGAAGCUGCCUUCUCUCGCCGCUUUGCUGAGCACUUCCUGGAACACUUUGAGGCGGAGGUGAGCCGGGCCUAUGCCAGCGACUCGCCGCCCCGGUGCGACAUCGCCCCCUUCACCGGCUGCUCCUCUGCCCGUGACCUCUCCGAGACAUGCAGCGACUCCUCCGUGGCCUCCCCUGUGGAGCUUCCACCGGGGCCACCCUCUGGUCUCUCCAGCAGCCAGUCUCGUAGCUCCGAAGACGUUUCCACCGCAACAGCCGUGACGGCCACCAAACCAAAGCUGAAGAAGCGCUUCUCCCUGCGCAACGUGAGCCGCAGUGUACGGGGCAGCGUCCGGGGCAUCCUGCAGUGGAAGACCUCGACUGAGUCGCCCCCUGGCAGCGGGGAUGGGGCAACCACCGGAGCCAACAGCAAUUCCAACUCUUCAGGGGGUGGCGACUCCGAGCGCUGGACUCACCGCUUCGAACGGCUGCGGCUCAACAAAGCCUCCCCAGCCACCCUCCGCGUAGAACUGGCCAGCGUGCGGCGCGAGGGUCUGCUGAACUACAUUGUGGCCGACGACGGGGCAGGCGGGGGCAGCCGGACGCGCUGGCAGAAAUGCCGCCUUCUCCUGCGCAAAGCGGGGAAGGGGGAGGGGGAGGGUUACCUCUUGGAGUUCUACAUCCCACCAAAGGCAUCCAAGCCGCGGGUCAGCAUCGCCUGCUCUUGCGUAGUGGACGUGCGGACAACGACCCCCUUGGAAAUGCCAGACAAAGAGAACACCUUUGUGCUUAAGCUGUCAAGCUCCUUGGAGUACAUCCUUGAGACGGUUGACUCGCUGCAGAUGCGCUCCUGGUUGGCUGACAUUCAGGAAUGCAUGGGCCUCGGAGAGAGCACUGAUAGCCUGGAACAGCCGUGUAUGAACCACUCAGAGAGCAUGCCCAGCCGCGACCUUCCCAUGGUGCCGAGUGAGAGCAGCGAUCAGCUCAGCCAAGGUGCCUAUGGCGGCCUGAUGGAACGCCCCUCAGCCUCCAUGUCCCCCAGCUCCGUCUCCAUUGCUGCCUCCCACUUUGACUCAAUGGAGCUGCUGCCUCCCGAGCUGCCACCUCGAGUGCCGAUUGACGAAGGGCCGUUUCCCAUGGGGCUCCUCCACACGACCUUCCCUGAAACCCCUGACACCACAGGUUCCUUCCUUUUCCAAGGGGAGCCCGACCCAGGCGGGGGAAGCUUUGGCGAGACAGACCACCCUCUUUCCGAAUACCCUUGGUUCCACGGCACCCUGUCCCGCCUCAAAGCGGCCCAGCUGGUGUUGGCGGGGGGAGCCAGCAGCCAUGGCGUUUUCUUAGUGCGGCAGAGCGAGACGCGGCGUGGUGAAUACGUCCUGACCUUUAACUUUCAGGGGAAGGCGAAGCACCUGCGCCUCUCCCUUAACGAAGACGGGCAAUGCCGGGUUCAGCACCUCUGGUUCCAGACCAUCUUUGACAUGCUGGAGCACUUCCGGGUCCACCCCAUCCCCCUCGAGUCGGGCGGCUCCAGUGACGUGACGCUCGUCAGCUACGUGGUUGCUUCGCAGAGGCUGCACGGCCGGGACCGGGCUGGGAGCCGAGCGCCGGUGUCUGGGUUCAGUGGGUGCAGUGGGGACUCGCCCCCCAACCUCAUCUCCAUCCUUGCUGCCGCCUCUGCGGGUGACUGCGUAACCGAACACCUCUCGUAACCUGCCACCGCCUCCGCUCCCCCCAGCUCGGCCACCUCUUGCUCCCCCUGACCGCGGAUUGCCAGAGUCUGAGGGGCAGGCAGAGGAGGAGAGCCGGAUGGUGGAGCCAGAGGUGGACGAGGCAGCAGCCACAAGAGGAGGAGGAGGAGGA